UCUGGAGUUCUUCCCAGGGCUACCACUUUAUGUUCCAGCUCGGACACUCUCUCCACUCUGGCUACAGGAAGUUGCCAGGAGAGGCACAAAUCCUUCUGACCUGUUCCCAGGGGAGGGGUGGUGGGCGGGAGUCAAGGAAUGGGCCAGGAAAAAGACCCCCCAGAGGGUGGGGGAGCCCUGGCCUUGGCCGCCUCUUUCCCACAACCCCCUUUCUGAAGCGUACUCAACGAGCACUAAGAGUUAAUACAGCAAGUCGGGGCUGGGCGGGGAUUUCCCGCAGCUCUGCCCUUUCUCCAAACACUCCCUUCUAGGCCUGGGCUGGCGAGUCAGAGCAGCAAGCACCUGCUCGGUACGGGGCACGCAGACAGGCCCCCUCCCUGAGGAGCUCACGGCCCAGUGGCAGAAGACCCGAGGAAGGACAGAGACGGUCAGUCAGCGGGCGGCCGCCAAGAGGCCCUCCCCUGGGAGCAGAGGUUCUGGGAGGGGCCGGCCGAUCAGACCCGGGGAAGGCCGAGCUAGGUCCUCUGGGCCUCCAUUUGAACUUUGAUCCAGCUGGAGAUUUCAAACUGUGACCAAGGCCGAAACGGGAGCCUGAGCAAGGGAAGCCCCCGGAGGGCAGGACAGCCUGAAAUGCUCGUGGCCCGGCCGGCCCUCUCCACAGGCAGGAAGGUCUGCCAGUGCUUUCUCCACAGGCUUUCUCAGCCCCGGCUGAUGGAGAAGGGACUUUUCUGACUGGGAAGAGUUCGGGCAGUGAGCAGGGCCGGCAAAGAUGCUUUUAAGGACAGUGGGAGCUUAGCCCGAACCCAACCCUCAGCCUCCCCCCGAGCAGGAGAGAGCAGGGGAUGACUCAGUAUGGAGGCCGAAGGGCCUUCACUCCUCCAGGGAGACCAUCCCAAGGAUGCUGAGAAGAACUCGUUUUUCCAUUAUCAACACAAGGCCGAAUCCCGCUAGGCAGCCCGCCAUUUUAGCAGCCACUGAGGCAAAGGCGCUCUGGCCCAGAGGGAAGCCGACGUGAGAAGGUGCAGUCGUCUCAACUGAUACAAAACUUUUAUUCCAAUCGGACUUGGAAAUAAAUGUCCAUCAUCUCUUAUUUCUCAGCUUUAUAGAAUUUUUUAGAAAAUGGACUUUGAUGAAGUCCGCUGAACGCUGCCUUGCCGUAUUCUCAAAUUUGGGUCUUUCAGAGGAGGGUCCCUCGCCGUGUCUCCCCACCCCCCCACCAAGUCACGGGAGACGCCCCCGUUUCAGAAGCAACGCCCCCAAAAUCUCUGGCCACUCCCCCCAAUCUCCAACGAAGCCAGGACCGCAUUCAAAACGUGAGGCCGGGCACGGGACGUCCAAAGUCUCGUCCAGCUGCCGGUGGUGGAUAUGUAGAGGUCACCACAGACACAUUACUUCUAAAGGAAGAAGUGAUUGAGAGGGGGAGGGAGAUGAGAGGGGCAAAGAGAGGAAAGGGAGAGAAAGAGAAAAGCAGAACCGAGAAGGGGCUGGGGAAGGAGCCCAGGCUGUUGGGAGAAAGGAGGCCGCAUGUGGAGGAAGGAGAGCACUCCGCCUGAAGGCCCGGGUUCUGCUCUGCAGAAUAACCAAGGAGUGACUCUGGCCUGUGGGUGAGCCUGGCCUGGCACCUGGACUGUGAUGUGCCUUCUCUACCUCCCCACAGAAAAUGAAAUAAUCCCGGCCCUCAAGCAGCUUCCAUUCUAAAACACCACCCGGUUUGGAGAGGCCCGAGACCCCGGCGGGGCUGGGCGUCCAAACCUCGGGGCCGGAGGUCGGAAUUCAGGAUUUACAGACGGAGCCAGAGGAGGAGGCCGGGAAUGGCUGUGAUCAGAGAACAGGGAUCUGUCUGUCCCAGCUCCGUCAGCCUCCUCCAUUGGCCGUGUGAUCUGCCCCCUCCAGCCCCCCCCAGCCGGGCCCCCUCGAUGCAGGAUCCUUCCAGCGGGCGCCCAGUAGGCCCACCGCCUCCCAAACACUUCCCGGGAAGCUGGCUCCCGGGUCCCUGCAUGUGUCUGCGACGCGUAGGCUCCAGAUGGCUCCGAGAAAUGCCUCAAGAGAGGGAGGAGAAGGAGGUCUCGCCAGCGGCGCCUCUGCCAGGGACAUGUGUGUUUGGGGAAGAGCAUGUUAUUUCAGUCAACUCCCCCCCGCCCCCAUCCUGGCACCUGCCAACUGGAGGCUCCAGAGACCCCGUUGUCUCCCCCCGAGCGAGGAAGAGCUGGGGGGGGGCGUCCCAAGGACACAGCGGAGAGCCGCCCCGGCCUCCCUCAGGACCUGAUGGGACCGGAACGGCCGCGGUCUGCCGGCCCUCGCCUCAUCUGGCCUCCCAAGUCUCCCUGCUGGGGUCCCUCCCAGCCCUGCCAAAUGCCCUUCCGGCCCCGGUCCGGCUCUCCCCGCCGACCCUCUCUAUUGUAAAGGCCCUCCCAGAGGGGGUAACCGAGGAGGGUCAAAGGCAGGGGGUUCCCCCCUUCCACAUCAGCGCCGCGUGUCUGUGGGCUCAGCUCUGUCUCGUCAGACCAAGGGAAUCCACCUCCUGUGAGCUUGGCCAGUGGACAGUGUGCCCGGGGACAAAGGCACAACGAAGUCCUCCGGAUUCUCCCCGCUCUGGGAGGCCCGGCGCGGCCCAACGUGCCCGGGCCCACGCAGCCGUCCUCCGUUCAUUCACCCAAAGCCCCGGGCUCCACUACCAGGAUCCUUUGUCUGUCCAGGCCCAUGAUUCAGCGACGAGACAAACAAAUCCUGAAGACUCUGACCCACGCCAGCUGGGCUGCUCCCACCUGGGGGUUCCUGGGGGAACAAUAGCAUCCUGAGCUGACAAAAAAUACAGCCCGUGGGUCUGGGCCAGGAGACAAAGGCUGGGAACAGAGUGGAUGGGAGUCCAGGGACUUUGGCAAACCAGGCCCGGAAACCCUCACCCCUCUGCCGCUCACAAGUGGGGCGUCCGACGGGCAAGGGGGGGCUUCCCCCGGGUGGGGUUCCCUGGUCACUGGCUAGAUUUGGGAGCCCCCCUGCCGCCCCAGAAGGAGAAUUAGCCCAAAGCACUCGCUGCCUUCCAGAAUCCCAAACACAGCAGAGUCAACGGCACACCAGGAACCACACACACACAGCAUUAUACAUCUAUAUAUACACCGUCCCACUAUAUAUAAUCUAUAGUAUCUAUCUUAUACAUGUAUAAUCUCACUGCUAGCUAGCCCCCCACACAGAGACGAUUCUAUUUCCUAACAGAGCUGUCGGCCAACUCCCCUCCCUCCCCAGCCAUCUGGGGCUCAAAGAGAAGGUGUUAAAUUGAUCUCCAGCAUUGGAUUGGAAGCAUCACCCCCCCCCCAAUUCCCUUAACUGGGAGGGUGUUUGAACCAAUUUUUUUCUAACUAAGGCCCCAAACCACCCAGCUAGAGUUUAAAUGCUUCCUAUCUCCACUGCUUCCCAGAGGCGGGCAGGUGAGAGGCUCCCUCCCUCUGCCCCAGGGGACUGGAAGCCCAAGCUUGUGAGAAAUAAAGCGGGUGCCGGGAGCAGCAGCCCACCCCCCUCCUCCCUUCUGCUUCCAGGUCUCUUUCAGACCGAGAAGUUGCAGUUUCAAAAUAAAACAGCGUUGGGGCUGUUGGGGUCCCACGGAACAUUUCCUGAGCGGUCUCUCUGGGUCUCGGCCUCACGUUUUAGCCUUUAAUCCUAAAGCACGGCUAGUUUUUUUCCCUCACCCACUUGGAAGAUAUCAUCACUCCUAUUUUAGAGAAGGGAAGACUGAGGAUCAGAGAGAUAAAGCAAUUAGCCUUAUCACCCCACAGCUGGCUAAUAAUAAUUCUCACUGCUAUAAGCUUUUAUCCAUAGCAUCUUUUGAGGGAAAGAACAUAAACACCUCAUUUUAGAAAAGGAUCCGGGUCCACCCAUCACCAUGUCCAGUCCCAUCUCCUAAACAAUAGAGCCCCCACCUCCACACUUCUCCAUUUCUUAGAUGAUACCCCCCUGCUCCCCCACCUCCCCAACCUAAUGUCUUCCCUGGCCAUGUAGCUUGAUUGACUUUUGCAGGGAUUCUCUCUUCCCUGGCAGUGCCCCUCCUCGCAAAGAGUGCAGAGAGAUGCCAGUACAGUGCAGUGGUGGCAGAGAGCCUCGAGGGCCCAGGAUUUUUCUAAGCCGUUAGAAUCUCUCAAAACCGGCUAACUCCUCUCCUUGCAGCAGUACAGAACCUCCAAUGGUCAAGGAUCAAUCGCAUUUCCUUCUCCAACCACCCUUCACAUUGGUCUUUACCAUGCUCAAUGAUCAGCCCCCACAAAUGGGACACUUUCUUCAAAAGAGAGGAGGAAAUUUCUGCCUGCAGGCAAGAAGGCAGCUUGUCCUCCCUCCCUACUUCUUUAUUAGGCUAUAAAGACCUUAAAAAAUA
Antechinus flavipes (yellow-footed antechinus) is the source of this 4363-nucleotide messenger RNA. Its product is annotated as formin-2-like. NCBI's taxonomy places the organism in Eukaryota, Metazoa, Chordata, Mammalia, Dasyuromorphia, Dasyuridae. The coding region runs from base 1812 to 2798 and encodes 328 amino acids. The record is from RefSeq and is a predicted model, not a curated record. The transcript is spliced from 2 exons.